Messenger RNA from Ceutorhynchus assimilis (cabbage seed weevil), 3904 nucleotides. NCBI's taxonomy places the organism in Eukaryota, Metazoa, Arthropoda, Insecta, Coleoptera, Curculionidae. The record is from the annotation of a GenBank genome assembly.
CGCGAGUACCCAAGAAUCGUCCUAACCUAACUUUUAUGUUUAUAUUUUCAUUUGGUGUGACUAGAUUAGAUUUUCAAAUUUUCAUCUUCUCAAUUAAGUAUUUAUGAAUUAAAAGAAAACCUCAUUAAUUUGAUUUUGUUUGUUCAAAAAUGGAGGUCUUCGAUAGUAAAUUAAAUCCGAACAAUCCAGUUCAAAUAUCUCAAUUGUUUUCGCGUUUAGUGGAAAAUGUUACCAGCAGCAAAAACGGCGGCAAGCAAGAAUUUAUUUAUUUGAAAAGUAAAUGUUUAGGAGAAAACCAUUUGAUAGGCGACGUAGCUAGAAUAUCGAUACUGAAGCUAAUUGAAAAUGGGGUUUUUCAAAUUGAUCAAGUAUUUGCCGAUUUCAUCACUAGUAUUUCUACUGCAAGAAAUAGCACUUCAUUAACAAAAAUCAUUACUAGCCUAUUGUAUUUAUUGUUGAACAAUCAAACGUCUCUUCAAAAUAAGAAUAAAUUAAAGCGGUACCAAUUACAGCAACAUCCAUUGGUGAAAAUAUUACAAGGAGAAUGUCUUUACGAGGUGCAAAUGUGUAUUUUCAAUGAAAUCAGUCAAAGUGUUUACAAAGAUUUGAGUCUUUCCUCCUCAGUCCAUACUCUUUUCGAACCUUUAUAUCUGUAUUGCAUAUGUAAUCCUUCACCAAAACCAGAAUUCAGUUUAUUAAGACAAAAAUUAUGGUCUCAUUUAAUAAAAUAUGAUGAAGAAUUUAAGUCAAACAUGAUUUUGAAAAUGUGCUUUUGGUUGCAAAUGCAAGAUAAAAACUCAGAGCUAGCAGGAUCUUUACUAGAUGAAGUGUUCCACAGUCAACUAAAUUCAGCAGAACACUUAAGAAACCUCGACUACCUGAUUUUAAUGCAAAUUUUAAAUAUUCACAAUAUGAUAUUAAAUAAUACUGAUUGCAGGCGAAUAAUUAAAAUAACACUCCUUAUUUUACCAAAAACUACUUUUUGUCAUUAUAAUGUUUCUGUACUUAUAUUAGCUAAAGCUGUAUCAGUUUGUUCACCUCUGUAUUUGGAGGAUUUAUUAAAUUUAUGUUUUUAUUUGACAAAUGCCGAUGUAUGCCAACCAUACAGUUUUCUGGCCCUAAAAUCUACAUUACUACACUGGUUAGCUAGUCCUUGCAUCUUAACCCAAAGUGCUUUAAGAAUUGCUAAAGACAUAUUAAAUUUAAAUGAUUAUGUGUGUAGAAAAAGGCCCUCGGUUAUGAUAUCCAGAUUAAGCAUACAUGAAUUCCAUUAUUUAACAUUUUGCAAUCCAGAAAUAUCACUCGGUCUACAUUUAGGAAUUAAAAUUGAAUUUUGUAAAAACGAGAAUGAGAUUAUUGCUUUGCUGGAAAGUUUCGAAGAAGCACCAGUGUUUUAUUUAAAAAGCUGCUUCAGUUUUCUUUGCGGCAUGCUGUUGAAUUCAAAAUUUAGUGAGGAUUGUAAAGUUAAAGUACUUUCAAUAAUUCUAAAAUGUUCCUCAUUUCAUCUGGAAUUCUUACCAAAUGUGUUCACAUUGAUUUUGUAUUUGUUGUCUAAUACUCAAAAUAGUAAGUUGCCUUUUGAGUUAUUGAAGGCUCUUCCUCCUAUGGUCAUGAUAAAUGAGAACUUACCUAAAGUUAUAACUAUUUUACAAGCCAUUUCAAAGCAUUCAUGUGCAUUGAAUAGUUUCGCACUUCGUUUACUAUAUGACACAUGGAAAAUUGAAAAUAAAUGUUAUUCGAUUUUGGAAUCUGUUGCUUUGCAAUCACCAUCUGCACUCACUAAAGAUGAUAUUUUAGAGCGAAAUAUAACGCGAGCGUAUAUUUUUAUGAAAUUAUCAGAAAAACGUCCAGAAUUGUAUGGAAAAGACUUAGUGGGACAUCUAUCAAGGAUCCUCAAUGAAUGCACAACAUCGGAUGGUGUAGUUCCUAGUGCUUUAGCCCUAGAGGGAAUAAGGCAUUUAUGUAAAGCAGAGGUUAUCGAUAUUGUUACUACAUGGGCCACUCUAUCGCCCAAGUUUAAAAAUGAUACUAGAAUCAGAGUUGUAAAAAGUCUGUGUGAAUUAGUGAGCGAAAUACCACUCCUGGAGUAUGCUCAGUCGUACGAAAAACUUAAUGAUGAAGUAAUACAACAAUUAUGGCUCUAUGUUGUUACAAGCGAAAAUGAAGAAAUCAUAAACUCAGCUUUGCAAGCUUUAGCCACUUUUAGCUUUGAAUUGAUUUGCCAACAUUUCCCAGAAACGUUUUUAGAUGAUAACAACGCGAAGAGUUUUGUAGGAGGACAAUGUAUAGUACUAGGUAAGACAUGGAUUAAAUUCUUGAAAAUUUGCAAAGCAAACAAGGCAGCAGAGAGUUUCCUGGAAAAAUUAGUUGCCAAUGAAAUAGACAACUAUUUGAAAUAUGUGUAUCAAGUGAAAUCACAAAGAGAACCGGAUAGUUAUGGAAAUUUACCUUCACACAGCAUUGUUAGAGCAUUGGGAGAAUUUAUAAAAACCAAUUCAUGCAAAGUAAAAGACUGGAAUGAAUCCCAAAACAAAGAUCUCUUCAUUACGUGUUUGCGGAUUUUAAGUUUAAAAUACUCAAAACCUCUACCUCCGUUGGAUUGGUGUUUUCUACAAGAGCUCGUUCACAUUCCUGAAAUGAAAUCGUAUUGCUUAGAUCUUGCGUCACAUCAAGCAAUAUUAUCAGGAUCUGCUAGAAGACUGAUUGAGAAUUAUAUAGCUGCUGCUACAGAAGAUGCAACAGCUGAAGCAAUUCAUGUUUAUAGAAAUUUGAAAUACCUCGCCAACAGUAUCCAACCAGUACUUCUUAAACCAUUUUUCCAAAAUUCACUCCAUCAUGCCUUAAAUGCAAAUACAGAUGACAUCCUGGAAACGUUUUUAAGAUAUUUAAAGGAAGUAUUAGAUGAUGAUAUACUUCAGGAUGUUAAUAAAAGAAUUAUUGAAGAAGUUUUGACUGAAUUGGUUUUUAUUAGUGACCUAUCAUGUAAAGCUUUUCCUUUAUUUUUAAAUUGCAUCGCUUCAUUUUCUAAAAAAGCCCAAGAGAAUAUAACAAAAUUCAAUUUGAAACAAAACAGUGAUGAGGAAUUUUUAAAAAUUGUCAAAAUUAGCUGCCAUAUUUCCAAAUAUGGAAAAUCGACAACGCCACUUAUUUGGUUAAAUGACAUUUUUGAAGCUGCUUUUGUGUACAACUUUGGAUUAAAUCUAUAUUACGAAGAUAUUAUCUCAGUGCUGAAACAUAAUUUGAAUCAUGAUGAGUCGCCAUCAUGGUUAAAUGAAUUAUUUGGUGAAAUUCAGGUUAAAGUGGCAGAUAGGUGCGAUGAAAAUGAAAUUGGAUUUUUAUGCGAGCUUUUAGUUAUAGCUGUAGUACACUUUUCUGGAUUAUUUACUAUCUUGCCGAAAAAUGAUUAUGAAAGCAUAAAAUAUUUCUUUCCAGCAGCUUUAACGUUUUUGUUGGACGAUCUUAAGUGGAGCAACAGUACUUUACAAAUUUUAGAAUGGCUCCUUCACAUGAACACUACAGAUACUGUUCCUAAAACUUAUCGGACUAUUUUUGCAUGGGCGUUGUGUAGUUUAAGACACCAAGAGGAAUUUUCUAAAAGUUCUAGAUGGAUGAAAUAUUUAGAUUGUGAAUUACAAAUUGAGAACUACAACACAUAACUCUUGAUACAUUGUUACAUAUUUUUAAAUAAGAAUUUUAUAACAGUGAGAAAAAUAUUAAUUAUACCUAUACUGAUGUUUCAUUAUCUGAGAGUGGUACUGACAAUGUUGUGGGUCUUGAAUCUGUGACACUCAGAACUUCUUCUUCUGUUGAAUAAUUUGAAUUCAUAUUUUUGCUUUUGUCAAUCAGUUGCUUUCUUUGAGGCGUCCUGUUUGGCGAUGAUUUUCUGCUGUUGUAAGAUUUCAGC